Messenger RNA from Bombyx mori (domestic silkworm), 2110 nucleotides. Its product is annotated as venom serine carboxypeptidase. Gene Ontology annotation, molecular function: serine-type carboxypeptidase activity. The record is from RefSeq and is a predicted model, not a curated record. The coding region runs from base 639 to 2018 and encodes 459 amino acids. The transcript has 9 exons. Gene Ontology annotation, biological process: proteolysis. Lineage: Eukaryota; Metazoa; Arthropoda; Insecta; Lepidoptera; Bombycidae.
AAGUUCGACAUUGUAAAAAACUUAGCACCCGUGGAAUACCGAGCCAGGGUCCCGGUGCGAAGCCCCGGUGAGGUCCAGGGGCGAAGCCCUGGCUGGGGGUUGGGGGGGGCGCAGCCCCUCCACUCAUAAAAAACAAUUUAACUGUUUUUUAAUUUUUAUAUAAACUACUACUAAUUGAAUAAGAACUGUCUGAUGAACUCAUCUUUGUUUAAUAGUUCAUUAUUAAAUUUUAUUUCCUUUUGUUUAUUUCACUUUUACACUAAACACAAUAUUGCGAAUUACCCGAACACAACAAUGGCGACGAAUUUUAGGUGCGUGAGAGCAGACGUAGACACUAACGCGCAUGCGCACUUGUCAGUACCCAGGGAGGAAAAGUUAGACCUUCUUCCCUGUACAGAAGGAGGAAAACCGAGCUUUCGGUGUAGGUAGACGAAAAAAUCUAUUCUUCUCCACUCUAUACUAUCGAUGAAUUUCAAAUAUUGAUUUUCUGCGCCAAGUGAAGAGAAUGUGAGUUGUGUUUUCUAAAACCAUUCCUUUGUGCGUUGUUCAUUAGAUGCGCUCAACAAGCGUUAACGGGCGAGGACUCCGUUCUCCCCGAACUUCCUCCGGGCGAGGCCCCAGAACCGAUCAUAUCCUUCAUGGAAAGAACUUACAAAGUUGGUAGAGGACGAGCCACAUUCGAUGCCGGCGAUCCCUUACUCCUGACUCCGUUUAUCGAACAGAAGAAACUUAAGGAAGGCAGGGAAGCGGCAGCCGUUGACGCCGAUUAUUUAUUACCAGACAUGGAGAGCUACGCAGGAUAUCUGACGGUCAACAAAGAGUACAAUGCAAACCUUUGGUUCUGGUACUUCCCUGUAUCAGGAAAGCCCAUUGAAGAAACUCCUUGGAUAAUAUGGUUGCAAGGAGGUCCCGGUGCUUCAUCGCUUUAUGGACUUUUUACAGAGCUCGGACCGUUUUUUGUUACUGAGGAUAAUCACUUAGAAGAGAUGAAAUAUUCAUGGGGCAAGAACCAUUCGCUUCUGUUCAUCGAUAGCCCUGUUGGAACUGGGUUUAGUUUCACGGACGAUGAUAGAGGAUAUGCUACUAAUCAGACAACUAUCGGUGAGAACCUAUACACUGCUCUGCAGCAAUUCUUGACAUUAUUCCCGGAACUCAGGAAAGCGCCACUUACAAUUGCCGGCGAAUCUUACGCGGGAAAACACAUACCUUCCUUGGGGGUACAGAUAUUAUGGCACAAAGAGGAAGACGAUCCUAUUAAUUUGAACGGUCUAGCUAUAGGCAACGGUUUCAUAGAUCCCCUAACGCUUCAAAGAUACAGCCACUUCGUGCGCGAAGUCGGUCUCGUGGACGAUAGAGUCGCUGAUUCUAUGAACCACCUUGAAACAGCUGUAACACAGUUUAUCAACAACGGAGAGAUGCUGAAAGCUUAUGCUUACUACAACUAUCUUCUGACAUUGUUUCUAUCACACUCGCGCUUGUCUAAUCUCUAUAACUAUCUACAAGAAGAGAUCAGUUUAGACGGAGCGUACAUGGAUUUCAUACAAAGGGACGAAGUGAGGCGCUCUUUACACGUUGGCAACACUAAUUUCACUUCUAUAGGAGUUGUGUACAGGAAACUGGUGCCAGAUUUCAUGGGAACUGCUAAAAUGUGGCUAGAGGAACUGCUUGAGAAUUAUAAAGUCAUGCUUUACAAUGGACAUCUGGACAUCAUCGUGGCCUAUCACCCGUCAGUAAACACCUACAAUAACCUGGCAUUUUCUGGUUCGACGGAAUUCUUAAAAGGAAAGCGGUUACCCUGGUAUCAUGACGGUGAUUUAGCUGGUUAUUACCGAGUAGCUGCAAAUCUCACCGAAGUAAUGGUUCGGGGGGCCGGUCACAUGGUACCGGCAGACAAACCAGCGGCUGCACUCGGCCUCAUUUCAGCCUUUGCGCGCGGACUGCCUCUCAAUGAAGACACGGGCAGCCUGGUGAACGCUGAAAAAAAUUUGCUGCGGAAACGAGAAUUGCCGUUGAAAUAGUCAAUUUGUUGUACUCAUGUUUUGUUGCUAGAAUGCUCGGAUAUAUUAUUGCCAUUUGAUAACUUAAAUCGAAUAAAACUUUACACAAUUUA